Cyprinodon variegatus (sheepshead minnow) is the source of this 5054-nucleotide messenger RNA. RefSeq names its product complexin 1 (gene cplx1). Lineage: Eukaryota; Metazoa; Chordata; Actinopteri; Cyprinodontiformes; Cyprinodontidae. Bases 474 to 875 code for a protein of 133 amino acids. Gene Ontology annotation, biological process: regulation of neurotransmitter secretion; synaptic vesicle exocytosis; neurotransmitter transport. The transcript is spliced from 4 exons. The record is from RefSeq and is a predicted model, not a curated record. Gene Ontology annotation, cellular component: terminal bouton; SNARE complex. Gene Ontology annotation, molecular function: syntaxin binding.
UCCAGGGCUGAAUAAUUGAUCUCUCUGUACCGGUCAGGAGGACGAUGGUGGGACGCCUCUCUCUGCAUGUGAUUCAGUCCCAUCGCGGUGCAAACCACCACCCCCUCCACUCCACUUCCUCCUCCCUAUUUUCCCCUCUCUCUCUUCCUACGUGUGUUUUUGUGAGUGUAUGUGGAGACGAAUCGGAGAGCAGGAGGAAGAACCAAGGACGUCCUGUUUUUUUUUUUCUUUUCGAUCCCUUGGAGCCGGAGAUACGAGGAGCUGUCAUUAGCCCGCGCCGCUGCCGCCUGCUGCAGGAGAACUUCGCCGGUGUCUCAGCCUGAUCCCAGCUCUCUGAUCCCCCGCUCGUUGUGUCUGAGGACUGGAACCAGUUGCAGGACCGGAGAUCUGCAGACACGGGAUUCUACUUCUCUGCAACUAUUGAAUGUAACAUCGAUUGGAUAAAGGACGGCAAGGAACCCUAAGCCAUCAUCAUGAAUUUCGUUAUGAAGCAAGCGUUGGGGGGGGCCACUAAAGACAUGGGCAAAAUGCUUGGUGGAGAGGCGGAGGCCGACCCUGAUGCCCAGAAAAAAGAGGAAGAAAGACAAGAAGCAUUGAGGCAACAAGAAGAGGAAAGAAAGGCAAAAUAUGCAAAAAUGGAAGCAGAAAGAGAAAACAUUCGACAGGGCAUCAGGGACAAGUACGGCAUCAAGAAGAAGGAGGAGAAGGAAGCCGAGGCAGCAGCUGCUAUGGAGCAAGCCUCAGAGGGCAGCCUUACACGCCCCAAAAAGGCCGUCCCCGCCGGCUGUGGUGACGAGGAAGAGGAGGAAAGCAUCGUGGAUACCGUCAUGAAAUUCAUCCCAGCCCCUCUGAUGGAUAUGUUCAAUAAAAAGUAACAGGGCUUUGUCCGCAAAUACAUUUAACUUCUUACAACUUCUUUCUAAUUAAUGCUGUACAAGCCUGUCCCACUCCAACCUGCCGUCAUGCUCUACUUCACACGCGCCCCAUCCUAUCAAACCAAAUACUAAGUGUCCUGGAAUUACGCAGCAUGCCAUGAUUUUGUCUGAGCUAAACUGGCCAAUCUUAGACCGUGAUUCAUCCAUUUGAUAUCAUAACUCUGUUAUCCUGUCUUAAAAACACCUGCACAGUUCUCUUUAUUUUAAGCUUAUCUGAUUACAUCUUUUCAUAAUUUGCUCAGAAUAAGUUUAAACAUCACCACCUUUUUGUUUGUAAAUAGUCUCAGAAGUAUAAAAGAGUACUAUAUAUGACUUAAAAUAUGAAAGAUAACAAGAUAGCUAAGAGUAUAAGCCAUAUUUUUACCUUUUAGGAACUAAUCCAAAUCAUAUCAAAUUUGAUUAAAAUUUAAUUUAUCCUUUUACGUUCCUCCUAGUAUUUGAUACAGUGUACAUAAAUACAUUUUUAAAUCGGUUCUCCAUUGUGGCCAUUCACCCUGAUCUGAUGUUCUCCUUGAGUCACAGUGAAUGUGUAAUAUGAGCACUACUUUGUAACACGUGUAAAACAAACAGUGAAGGAUAUUUAUUUGUAAUAAAACAUAUUUUGAUUUGUUUAUUUUUAAUGCAUGCAGCUAAUACCUAUAAAGUAAUGUGCAUAUAUGGUUUCAGUUUCAUCUGUACUGAUGAAAGAGAAGAUGUUGGUAUUUUAGGCAAUAAAUGGUCCUCCAAUAUUUUUAUUUAAUUAAAACAUUUCAUUCCACUUCGCUAGACUUUAGAAGAUAACUGACUUAUUGUUCAAAAUGUUCUUCCAUGGAGAAACAGUUUUUUUUCUCCAUAUGUGAAACUUGUCUUAAAGCAGGAGGGUAAAAUUCCAUAAAUUAAAAAAAAUAAAUAAACUCACUGGUUAUAUUAUAUUUGAUUGUGGCUUACAAAAAAUUGUUUUGUGUUUGCCAGUGUUAUUUAGUCAUCUUUUAAAUCAAGACGUGUACAAGUUUAACCUGGCAGGUUAAUUUGAAGCUAUGUGUAAUAUGUAACGCCGUGUUUUUUUGUUUUUUUUUAUUGUAAAAAAAAAAAAAAAAGAAAUUUCACAAACGCAACUAAGUUGUGUGCACACUAUAUGUGAACAGACAGUGACAAUAGUGCAAUAUAUUGGUCAAAAUGAAGUUGUCCUGUGUCUGUUGGUUUAAAAAAUGGGAGAAUAGUCCCAAAUCAGCAAUAACAGACAAUCUUCAUUGUUUUGUGUUUUUAGAGUUACCCCUAAAUGUUAGUCGAUGUUAAAGACAAACAUGUGUCAGCACACUGUGGUAAAGUGAAACUUUUGUAGGUCAGACAUGCUAAUCAAAUCACCAUAAAGUGGGAAUUUAGGACCAUUUGCUUCAUAUCAUAAAAGUAUUGGAUAUGUUUCAUCAACUUGCAUUCACAACACAUGCGCUUCACUUGUUGUAAUUACAUUUAAAAAAAAGCUCUUUUAGAGAGUUUAAUGACUUUAGUAGGGAAAAUAUUUAAUUCUACAUUACAGACUCUGCUGAUAAGCUGGUAAAAGCUGCACAAGGAUUAAAACCUGAUUUCUUUUGUAGGCCUUUCUUUUUGAUUGUGGUUCAUUCCAGAGUGUCUUGUUAAACAUUCCAGAUAUUUCCAACAUUCCACCAGUUUUAUGCUGGUCAUCCAUUUACCUGAAAACAGAUAACAAUUACAGUUGGCCACAAUGAAUGCCUUCUUUGCCUUUCAGACUAUUACAUCACAAUGUAGACCUUAAUCUCUUAAUCUAUCUGUGCUUUUAUAAGUAAACAAUUAUAGAUUGGUUAGAAGAAAAGUAGUGAAAUGACUGCCAAUGCUCAUUAAAGGGUAAUUUUAGCUGCCGUGUACAGAAAAGCCCAAAAUCCAAUCAAUGUAAUCAUCCAUGUAUUUUAAUACUGUGGUGAAUUUUUUUACUAAAUGUUUUGUGAUCAACUUGUGCACAGUAGGCGUAGUCAUAAAUAAGGAUUUACAGCGCAUACAUUUUGUCACAAUAUUGCGGGAUAUGUGUGUCCCUCUCCCUCCUAUAAGUGAAUUCACUUUUAAUUCAGUGCUUUGUAAACACCAUAAUUACGUAGAAUACAGUAUACAGUACAACAUAACAUUGCUUUAUUGCCACAUAUAGAGCAUGUUUAUUCAAUGUCUUGUGAAUUUGAUGCAUUAGUAAACCACUGUUACAGCAUAAUGUCAGCAACACACCAUCUGAUAGUUGUCCCUGUGUUAUACAUAGCUAUCAGCUAAAAGAACAGUUAUUUAAUUAUACCAAAGAAUAGUGAUCUUCAUCGCAGAUUUAGCGGAAAAGUUUCCAUUUGUGUUAUAGUAACUUCUCAGGUAUUAUAGCUCAUUGUUUGACAGUUAGAAAUUAACCACAGCCGUCACUGAAUUAGCAUCACUAUGAAUAAAAGCGCAUUAUAACUCACUUAGCUAUCAAUUUAGUGAGUCAACAGCUACUAUGUGUAUAUUGAAUAUUAAUUUUGCUUCUGUUCAACAUUUCCAAGCAGCUGCAUCCAAGUAAAGAAAAACUUAGAUUUAUUUUUAUUGUUUUUAGGACUACUAUUUUUUUUUUUUUUUUUACUGACCUAUUUCAUAGCUACAGUAGCAAACUCAGUGUUAAGCUAACUAAUAUUUAUAAAAACCUAUUUCACCCAGGUAACAUUUGCAAUCUCAUUGCAUCAAAUUAAGUUACAGUCAACUUACUUUUAUUUAUCUAUUUACUUAUUUUUGUCUUAUAACAUUUCAGCUAGCUACGUUAGCUAUGCUAAGAAUUAGUAGCGACACCACAUAAAUGGUCAGUUCACUUCUAAGCUACAUUCAUGAACAACGAGAACUUUGAUCUUUGGUUAAUUUACUGCUUUUAAAUAGCUAGUGUCACCGAUAGCAAGUUAAUUGAACUGCCAGUUGGGUAAUUCGCAUCACAGCAACUUUUAUUUUGAAAUACAUUCAGUCCUAGAUUAUGCUAAAAACUAAAAUCACUGCCUUAAAAUGAACAAUAUACAACAUAUAAAUAUAUAUAUAUAUACAACAUAAACAACUUUACUUUCUUGCUUCUCGCAACUUAGGUAAUAGGUCAUAUUUAAGUUUGAACAUCUUUGGUCUUGGAAUAUUUUAGAAAGUUAAAAUAACGGCCCUUGUCAGUUAUACCAAGCAACAAUAAUUAUUUUCAAAAGUAUUUUUCAAACUAACGCUCAGAAAUCAAAUCAUUGUCUGCAAGAACACAUCUAUUCCUAAACACAUUUAUCAUUAUGAUCUCAUAUAAACAUAAAAUUGCUAUUAUACUGCCCAAACAAACUGUCCCAGUCUUUGGGCAAUUCUACAUUUUCCAUGCAGUUAAAGUGUCAAAAACUCACAACGGUUGGACGUCAUGUCUUUAUGUCACUCAUACGCUCAUUAAUAGGUUUUAAAAACUGCCUGAAUAUAAUUAACAUGGCUUCUAGAAGAAUAAUCCUUUGAUGUGACUUGAAUGUAACUGUCUGACGUUUCUCUCUUCUAGCAUCUGUCUUUUCUCUGUUCUCUGUGCUGAGGAGAUGCUAGUUCUGGUGCACUUUUUGUUUUUUGUUUUCUUGUCUUUUGUCAGCGCUGUUUCUGUCCUCUGGUGGCUGGCAUUUUGAGAAAAAGUAGAAAGACAUGUUUUUAUGUGGUGCAUUAAUUUGCACUGCGAAAAGUCUCCUCACCUUUCCCCCUCCCUUUCCUCUCUGUAUUCCCCCUAUGUGUUGGCAAAAGUGUAUGCAUGCUUUUGGUGUGCGAUGUAGGCAAGGUUGUGGAUAUAAACGUUUCGUGUCCUCUCUGUGUUUCAAAGCCCCACGUGUUAGCCUCACUGCAUGCUGUUUUAGACAAAUAUUUCAAUAUGUAAUUUCCUGCAAAAAUGGAAUCACAGCACACUGAGAAUAAAGUGAUUUCAUAUAAUUUGUCAUAGUCUUGUGUUUCUGAAUUUAAACUGUAAUACAUCCGGGCCAUGACUUAUUUCAACACUGCGGAAAUAUGGAGUCAUUCAUAGAGGCCAGCCUUAAGACUGCUUUUUGGAAAAAGAUCCAACCUUACAGAAUAAUGUCUCUGUCAAUCAAUUAUGUUUUUCAUCUCCAAAUGACAAUUUUUUUUUUAUAACUGGGA